CAGGAAAUGACACAGACAGACAGACAGACAGACACUGGCGCACUUCAAUGAGGUGCUUCUCUCGUCAGCGAGCCGUCACAAGCGUGCGUCACCUGCAAUCCAAUCCUCACACACAUGCAAUCAGUGUACGCAUCGCAUGCACCUAGCUAUCCUAUUGUUAAUAGACGAGGGUAGUAGCAAGUAGGCACGCUCCGAUCCAGCCACUUAAGUUUCGACACAUACAGACAUACGAGUGAGUCCAGAACAUACACUCUCUCUGGCCAGGCCACGGCCGGCAUGAUCGAAUAUAUGCGUGGCCCACGGUACGUACACCUGCGCACGUACGUAUAUCUGCGCACCCUUUACCUAUCUACACAUACUUUCAAGGACCAACCACACACGCAUACGCACACGUACACACACGCACACAUACACAGACGCACACACACGCACACGCACACGCACACGCGCAACACAAGACGACAAAGAUAGAGCAGAGCAGAGCACGUCGACUGGUAGAUAAAGACCGACGUGCUCACACAGCAUAACAUAACAUAACAAAUGACAAGACAAGACAAGACACAAAACUGCACACCGCCCUCCACACACAUGUGAUGUGCCCACAGGGCGAGGAAACCAUUUCUUCCUUCAUGCGGCAUACACACACAUAUACCAUCCCCUCUUAUCGCCUGAAGCUUGGCACACACCCCACGGUGAUGCGCCGGCGCGUCUUGCUCCAGCUCUUGCCCUUGGUGCUGUCCACACGCAAGGCGUCGAAGCGCCGGUCCUCCUCGUCCAGGCCGAAGUCACCGAUGGUCGCGGGCACUGACUUGAGCAGGCUCCGCUGGCUUCUGUUGGCGACUACCACCCUCCCAAUGGCAGCACCGGUCUGGGAGGAGAGGGGCAGCCUGAGCUUCCUGUAGACUGUCCUGACAGAGCUGAGGGGAUUGGCCAUGAGCUCUUUGAAGUCCACGUCAGCGAACUGGCCCUUCAGGUGGGUGUGGCGCCUCCUGAAGUCAGCCGCUGCUCUGGCGUUGGCCGCCAUCUGCUGCAGCUCAUUCUCGGCCAGUUUGCAUACGUCGACCGCCAUAAGGCCACGACGGAGAGACAGCACCUCCUGACAGCGGCCGGCGACGGUCUCGCAUGUAUCCCUGACAGACAACCAGACAGAAAAAAAAUGACACCAGCCAACGACAAAGAGAUGGAUGAAUGACCAACACAACACCAGCGAGCUCGCCCAUCGUUGCGCUACCGGUGGGCGAAGAUGAUCUUUGCCCCGGGGUAGGUCGCCAAGAUAUCGUCAAGGUGGCCCACAUGGUCCGGCGACGCCAGCAGCCACCUCUUUGGCUCGCCUGCCCGCUGCCACUGCAGGUGCUGCAGGAAGGUCUUGUGGAAGGUGUAGCUCGGGUGGUUGCUCGACAGCCACGACUGGUACACGGGGGCAUCGAAGUGUGUGGCAAGGGAGGCAGAUCGGAGUGAGUUCUCGACAAUCAUCGAAUCGUCAAAGGGCGUGUCGGCUGUGAGGGCGCCGAGGCGAGUCAGGUAGUCGUUGGUCGAGAACAUCAAAUCCAUGGCCUCCUGGGCAGCAGCAAGCCGUGUCUGAGAAUCCUGACGGACAGACAGAAGGAAAACAGACAGACAGACAGACAGACGAUUAGCAUGGAGGUCAUGCACAUGAACACCAUUUAGCCCUCAAUAACGUACGUACGUCCACUCACUCACCUCUUGGGGGGAUGCACCCUGCACGUACUCGCCCUGCUCGCCAAAUGGGUAUAGCAUCUCGCUGAAUGUCGGUGCCUGAUUGGCCUCAUCGCAGGCCAGCAGCUGCUGCACGAGUGACACGGAGACUCGGUCGAAGCCCACAACGAAGAUGGGCUGCUCUAUCUGCUGGCGAAGGAUGGCGGGGUGGCUGUGGGCCCUGUCGGCCAUGUAGAGCAGGUUGCAGAAGGCCUGGCGGACCCUUUGGCUCAGCAGGAACCUGCCCAGGAAGGACAUGUCCUUGCCCUCCGGCAGGGCCGACUUCAGCAAGACAUCAGCAGCCGCAAGCACAUCUUCCUCGGAGCCCACCAGCUGCUCGAGCCCUGUCUGUUGCCGCGCCAUGUCGAGGAUCUCCUGAGGGUCCAGAGGGAUGGCAUUGGCAUCGUCUGACGGCGAGGCGACAGUGGAGGCAUCGCCGUCAGAUCCGCUGGGCUUGACCGGUCGCUGGCGAAGGCUCUUGACAGCCUUCUGCAUCAUCUUCUGCAUCAUCACCUCCAUGGUGUCCCAUACGAAGGGCUCGCGCUUCCACGUGGAAGAGACAGGGUUGUCGAGGCGUUCGCGGCCCAGGCCGCCGGCACGUGCCUCAAUGACGACGUACGCGUUGGCGCCUGCCAUUCCAAAAUUGCUGGCACUACCAAUGAGCGUGCCAGUGUGCUUGGUCUCUUCUGCGGGCUCAAGGUUGACGCCUCCUCCCCCUUGGAUCGGCAGGACGAAUGGAAAGUCUCCCGUCGAGUCCAUGUGUGGGUUGAGCUGACUGAGAUGAAGGAUGGGCGGCGCCAUGCCGUGGUGCAAGGCGAGGACGACCUUUAUGAGGCCUGCGAUCCCCGAUGCGGCCUCGGGGUGGCCCACGCUGCUCUUAAAGGCGCCCAACACAAGCGGCGAUGAAGCAGGCCUCUUGCCGAACACGGCCCUGAGGGCCCCGACCUCGAUCGCGUCACCCAUAAGCGUGCCGGUCCCGUGCACUUCGGCAAACGAGAGGGCGCCGGGCGGCAGGCCGGCCUCUUUCAGUGCCUCGCGGAUGACGACUUGCUGCGCCGGUCCCGAGGGAGCGGUGAGGCUCGCGCCACAGUUGUGGUUGGUAGCGCUCCCGCGGAUCAAUGCGUACGGCUCGACGUCGCCAGACGGGUCGAGACGCUGAAGGAACGCAGCCGUCACACCUUCGGCGCGAACGUAGCCGUUGGCACCCGAAUCGAAUGUUUUGCAGCGGCCGUCGAUGCUCAGCAUCUGGGCCCUGAGAGAGAGGCCACACACGAGUAAGCAAACAAGGGUCAUUUAAUAUCUUUCCAGUAUCCAUACCUGCACUCGGCUAUGUAGGCAUGUUGUGAGAGGAUGAGAUUGACGCCGCCACACAGUGCACCCUCUCUGCACGCGUCCGCCGAGAGCAGUGCCUUAACGCCGAGGUCGACAGCGAUGAGGGACGAGGAGCAGCCCGUGUCGACAGAAAGCGACGGCCCCUUGAGACCGAAGAUGUAGCUGAUGCGAUUCGACAGUAGGCAAGAUGCGGUGCCCAUAGUGGAGAACCUUGAUGCUUCGUGCUGCAUUAAGCACCAAUCCUGCGACAUGGACCCGACGUAGACGCCGAUGCUCCGGCCAUUCAGCGCUCCGGGCACGGCGUGCUUGCCGCUGCCGAACACUCCAGCGCUGUGGAAUGCCUCGUAGCUGACCUCCAGCAGAAGUCUCUGCUGAGGGUCCAUGAACUUAGCCUCGAGGGGCGAAAUCCGAAAGAACUGGUUGUCAAAGGACUCCACGCCAUCGAUGAAGGCACCCGCCUUGGUGUAGUAGCUGUCAGGCACCUGGCCCGUCGGGUCGUACCACAGAUCCGCAUUCCACCGCGCGCUGGGGAUCGUGGUGACGCAAUCGCGCCCCUCACACAUCACCCGCCAGAAGCUCCCCAGCGAGUCAAUGCCACCGGGCAAUCGGCAGGCCAGACCCAUGAUGGCGAUUGGCGGGCUUCCGCCGCGACUGUCGAGAGCCUGCACUUUGACCCUGUCGUCGACGGCAGGCAUCUCGUCCGCCGCGCCAGAAAUCUCAUUGCAGAUGAAGCCAAUGAUGGCGUUGAGCGUCGGGUAGUCGAACAGAGUGGUGGCGGGCAGCUUGACGCCGAUCUUGGAGGACAGGGCGUUGCGGAAUUCGAUGGCGCCGAGUGAGUCGAUGCCCAGUUCCUGCAGAGGGGAGUCCAGGGGAGGCUCUUCCGUCAUGCCAAGCACCGUCGCAGCCGUCUCCACGACUGCCUUGUGGAUGUGCUCUUUGAGGGCCGCUGCAUCCAUUCUGCGCAGCUCGGCGGACACGCCUGCAGCCGCGCCUUCGGUGGCAGCCGACGCCACAGUCUCGAAGAAGGGCGGGAUGGCAAUACACAUCGACAGGAAGGUUUGCCACUUGACGAGCGCACAGCACGUCACCCCGACGCUCUCAGAGUGCCGCAUGACAUCGCCGAGGACGCGAAGGCCGAGCUCGUUGGUGAUGCCGCGCAUUCCCCCCUUGGCGAGCUGCUGCAUCAACUCGGCCGCCAUGCCCUGUUCUGUCCACGGUCCCCACUGGAUGCUCUGGGCGGCGAGCUUCUUAGAUCGGCGGUACUCAGUCAGGGCGUCCAGACAC
Messenger RNA from Vitrella brassicaformis, 4332 nucleotides. The record is from the annotation of a GenBank genome assembly. Lineage: Eukaryota; Vitrellaceae.